ACGGCCAGCAGGCGGCCGCGGGCAUGGGCUUGGGCAAGGACUUGGGCGCCCCGUACGCCGCCGCCAGCCCAGCCUGGGCGGCCGCGCAACAAAGGAGCCACCCCGCGAUGAGCCCCGGCACCCCCGGAGCGGCGCUGAGCAGAUCCCAGGGCAAUCCAAUGGACCCAAUGGUGAUGAAGAGACCUCAGUUGUAUGGGAUGGGCAGUAACCCCCAUUCCCAGCCACAACAGAGCAGUCCCUACCCAGGAGGCUCCUAUGGCCCUCCAGGUGCACAGCGGUAUCCCCUUGGCAUACAGGGCCGGGCCCCAGGGGCCCUGGGAGGCAUGCAGUACCCGCAGCAGCAGAUGCCACCUCAGUAUGGACAACAAGGUGUUAGUGGUUAUUGCCAGCAAGGGCAACAGCCAUAUUACAACCAGCAGCCGCAGCCCCCGCAUCUACCACCCCAGGCACAGUAUCUGCCAUCCCAGUCCCAGCAGAGGUACCAGUCACAGCAGGACAUGUCUCAGGAAGGCUAUGGCACUAGAUCUCAACCUCCUCUGGCCCCUGGAAAGCCCAACCAUGAAGACUUGAAUUUAAUACAACAAGAAAGACCGUCAAGUUUACCAGACCUGUCUGGCUCCAUUGAUGACCUCCCCACAGGAACAGAAGCAACCUUGAGCUCAGCAGUAAGUGCAUCUGGGUCUACAAGCAGCCAAGGGGAUCAGAGCAACCCAGCUCAGUCACCUUUCUCUCCACAUGCAUCGCCCCAUCUCUCCAGUAUCCCAGGAGGCCCCUCACCUUCUCCAGUUGGUUCUCCUGUAGGAAGCAAUCAGUCACGAUCUGGCCCAAUUUCUCCUGCAAGUAUUCCAGGGAGUCAGAUGCCCCCUCAGCCACCUGGAAACCAAUCAGAAUCCACUUCCCAUCCUGCCUUGAGCCAGUCACCAAUGCCACAAGAAAGAGGUUUUAUGGCAGGCACACAAAGAAAUCCUCAGAUGUCUCAAUAUGGGCCUCAGCAGACAGGACCAUCCAUGUCGCCUCAUCCUUCUCCUGGAGGCCAGAUGCAUCCUGGAAUGAGUAGCUUUCAGCAGAGUAACUCAAGUGGAACCUACGGUCCACAGAUGAGCCAGUAUGGACCACAAGGUAACUACUCCAGACCCCCAACGUAUAGUGGGGUACCCAGUGCAAGCUACAGCGGCCCAGGGCCCGGGAUGGGUAUCAAUGCCAACAACCAGAUGCAUGGACAAGGGCCAAGCCAGCCAUGUGGUGCUAUGCCCCUGGGAAGAAUGCCGUCAGCUGGGAUGCAGAACAGACCAUUUCCUGGAAACAUGAGCAGCGUGACCCCCAGUUCUCCUGGCAUAUCUCAGCAGGGUGGGCCAGGAAUGGGGCCACCAAUGCCCACUGUGAACCGUAAGGCACAGGAGGCUGCUGCAGCCGUGAUGCAGGCUGCUGCAAACUCAGCACAAAGCAGGCAAGGCAGUUUUCCUGGCAUGAACCAGAGUGGACUCAUGGCUUCCAGCUCUCCAUACAGCCAGCCCAUGAACAACAGCUCUGGCCUGAUGAACACACAAGGGCCACCAUACAGCAUGGCACCAGCUAUGGUGAACAGCGCAACAGCAUCUAUGGGUCUUGCAGAUAUGAUGUCCCCUGGUGAAUCCAAACUGCCCAUGCCUCUCAAAGCAGAUGGCAAAGAAGAAGGCACUCCGCAGUCUGAGAGCAAGUCGAAGGAUAGCUACAGCUCUCAGGGUAUUUCUCAGCCCCCAACCCCAGGCAACCUGCCAGUCCCUUCCCCAAUGUCCCCCAGCUCUGCUAGCAUCUCCUCCUUUCAUGGAGAUGAGAGCGAUAGCAUUAGCAGCCCAGGCUGGCCAAAGACUCCAUCAAGCCCUAAGUCCAGCUCAUCCACCACCACAGGGGAGAAGAUCACAAAGGUGUAUGAGCUGGGGAAUGAGCCAGAAAGGAAGCUGUGGGUCGACCGAUACCUGACUUUCAUGGAAGAGAGGGGCUCCCCUGUCUCCAGUCUGCCCGCAGUGGGCAAAAAGCCCCUGGAUCUGUUCAGACUCUAUGUUUGUGUCAAAGAGAUUGGAGGCUUGGCACAGGUUAAUAAAAACAAGAAGUGGCGUGAGCUGGCAACCAACCUAAAUGUUGGUACUUCAAGCAGCGCAGCAAGCUCCCUGAAAAAGCAGUAUAUUCAGUACCUGUUUGCCUUUGAGUGCAAGAUUGAAAGAGGGGAGGAGCCCCCACCAGAAGUCUUCAGCACUGGAGACACAAAGAAGCAGCCCAAGCUUCAGCCGCCAUCUCCUGCUAACUCAGGAUCCUUACAAGGCCCACAGACGCCACAGUCAACAGGCAGCAACUCCAUGGCAGAGGUUCCAGGUGACCUGAAGCCACCUACCCCAGCUUCUACCCCUCAUGGACAGAUUGCCCCAAUGCAAGGUGGAAGAAGCAGUACAAUCAGUGUGCAUGACCCAUUCUCAGAUGUGAGUGAUUCAACAUUCCCCAAAAGGAAUUCUAUGACUCCAAAUGCCCCAUACCAGCAGGGCAUGAGCAUGCCAGACAUGAUGGGCAGGAUGCCCUAUGAACCCAACAAGGACCCCUUUGGUGGAAUGAGAAAAGUGCCUGGAAGUAGUGAGCCUUUUAUGACACAAGGACAGAUGCCCAACAGCAGCAUGCAGGACAUGUAUAACCAAAGUCCCUCGGGAGCAAUGUCCAAUCUGGGCAUGGGGCAGCGGCAGCAGUUUCCUUAUGGGGCCAGUUAUGACCGAAGGCAUGAACCUUAUGGGCAGCAGUAUCCAGGCCAAGGUCCUCCUGCAGGACAGCCACCUUAUGGAGCACACCAGCCUGGCCUGUAUCCACAGCAGCCGAAUUACAAACGCCAUAUGGAUGGCAUGUAUGGGCCUCCAGCCAAGCGACAUGAAGGAGACAUGUACAACAUGCAGUAUGGCAACCAGCAACAAGAGAUGUAUAACCAGUAUGGAAGUUCUUACUCUGGCCCGGACCGAAGGCCCAUGCAGGGACAGUACCCAUAUCCCUACAAUAGGGAGAGGAUGCAGGGCCCAGGCCAGAUGCAGCCCCAUGGAAUCCCACCUCAGAUGAUGGGGGGCCCGAUGCAGUCAUCUUCCAGUGAAGGGCCUCAGCAGAAUAUGUGGGCAGCGCGCAAUGAUAUGCCUUAUCCCUACCAGAACAGGCAGGGCCCUGGUGGCCCCGCACAGGCACCCCCUUAUCCAGGCAUGAGCCGCGCAGAUGACAUGAUGGUACCUGAUCAGAGGAUAAAUCACGAGAGCCAGUGGCCUUCUCAUGUCAGCCAACGCCAGCCUUACAUGUCGUCUUCGGCUUCCAUGCAGCCCAUUACACGGCCACCUCAGUCAUCAUACCAGACGCCACCAUCACUGCCAAACCACAUUUCCAGGGCACCCAGCCCAGCUUCCUUCCAACGUUCCCUGGAGAACCGCAUGUCUCCAAGCAAGUCUCCCUUUCUGCCCACCAUGAAGAUGCAGAAGGUUAUGCCCACUGUCCCCACAUCCCAGGUUACUGGGCCACCCCCUCAGCCACCCCCCAUCAGAAGGGAGAUUACCUUUCCUCCUGGCUCUGUGGAAGCAUCACAGCCAGUCCUGAAACAAAGGCGAAAGAUUACCUCAAAAGAUAUUGUUACUCCUGAGGCAUGGCGUGUGAUGAUGUCCCUUAAAUCAGGUCUUCUGGCUGAGAGUACUUGGGCUUUGGACACUAUCAACAUUCUUCUCUAUGAUGACAGCACUGUUGCUACUUUCAAUCUCUCUCAGUUAUCUGGAUUUCUCGAACUUUUAGUAGAGUAUUAUAGAAAAUGCCUGAUUGACAUUUUUGGAAUUCUUAUGGAAUAUGAAGUGGGAGACCCCAGCCAGAAAGCACUUGAUCACAGUGCAGUGAAGAAAGAAGGUGACCAGUCCUUGGCGGAUGACUCUGGGAAGGAGGAAGAAGACACUGCGUGUCUUGAGGAGGAGGAGGAGGAGGAGGAGGAGGAUGAGGAGGAGGAGGAGGAGGAAGACAGUGAGAAGACAGAAGCUGACGUCAAGGGCGUUGCUGCUCUCACCCCUGGGGACGCCACUGCAGACCCCAAGGAGAGACCCAAGCAGGCCAGUAAGUUUGACAAGCUCCCAAUAAAGAUUGUCAAAAAGAACAACCUGUUUGUUGUUGACCGGUCAGACAAGCUGGGCCGAGUGCAAGAGUUUAACAGUGGGCUUCUACACUGGCAGCUUGGGGGUGGCGACACCACUGAGCACAUCCAGACUCACUUUGAGAGCAAGAUGGAAAUCCCACCUCGCAGGCGCCCACCACCCCCUUCAAACUCCACAGGUAGGAAAAGAGAGUCCGAAGGCAAAGGAGAUUCUGAAGAGCAGCCAGAGAAAAGCAUCAUAGCCACUAUUGACGAUGUCCUGUCUGCUCGGCCAGGGGCCUUGCCUGAAGACACAAACCCUGGGCCCCAGACAGAAAGCAGCAAGUUCCCCUUUGGUAUCCAGCAAGCUAAAAGUCACCGGAAUAUCAAGCUGCUGGAGGACGAGCCCAGGAGCCGAGACGAGACGCCCCUGUGCACCAUCGCACACUGGCAGGACUCGCUGGCCAAGCGCUGCAUCUGUGUGUCCAACAUUGUGCGGAGCUUAUCUUUCGUGCCUGGUAAUGACGCCGAGAUGUCUAAACAUCCAGGCUUGGUGCUGAUCCUGGGGAAGCUGAUCCUCCUUCACCACGAGCAUCCAGAGCGGAAACGAGCACCACAAACCUAUGAGAAAGAGGAGGACGAGGACAAGGGGGUGGCCUGCAGCAAAGAUGAGUGGUGGUGGGACUGCCUCGAGGUCUUGCGGGAUAACACACUGGUCACGUUGGCCAACAUCUCCGGGCAGCUAGACUUGUCUGCCUACACAGAAAGCAUCUGCUUGCCAAUUCUGGAUGGCUUGCUGCACUGGAUGGUGUGCCCAUCUGCAGAAGCGCAAGACCCCUUUCCCACCGUGGGACCCAACUCAGUCCUGUCACCUCAGAGACUUGUGCUGGAGACCCUCUGUAAACUCAGUAUCCAGGACAAUAAUGUGGACCUGAUCUUGGCCACACCUCCAUUUAGUCGUCAGGAGAAAUUCUAUGCGACGUUAGUUAGGUACGUUGGGGAUCGCAAAAACCCAGUCUGUCGAGAAAUGUCCAUGGCGCUUUUAUCGAACCUUGCCCAGGGGGAUGCAUUAGCAGCUAGGGCAAUAGCUGUGCAGAAAGGAAGCAUUGGAAACUUGAUAAGCUUCCUAGAGGACGGGGUCACGAUGGCACAAUACCAGCAGAGCCAGCAUAACCUCAUGCACAUGCAGCCCCCACCUCUGGAACCACCUAGCGUAGACAUGAUGUGCAGGGCGGCCAAGGCUUUGCUGGCCAUGGCCAGAGUGGACGAGAACCGCUCGGAAUUCCUUUUGCACGAGGGCCGGUUGCUGGAUAUCUCCAUAUCAGCUGUCCUGAACUCUCUGGUUGCAUCUGUCAUCUGUGAUGUACUAUUUCAGAUUGGGCAGUUAUGACACAAGUGAGAAGGCAAGCAUGUGUGAGUGAAGAUUAGAGGGUCACUUAUAACUGGCUGUUUUCUGUUCUUGUUUAUCCAGCGUAGGAAGAAGGAAAAGAGAAUCUUUGCUCCUCUGCCCCAUUCACUAUACCAAUUGGGAAUUAAAGAAAUAAUUAAUUUGAACAGUUAUGAAAUUAAUAUUUGCUGUCUGUGCGUAUAAGUACAUCCUUUUGGGGUUUUUCUAUUUCUUUUUUUUUUUUUUACCAAAGUUACUGUCCAGUGCAUUCAAAAGUCAUCUUUUGUUUUUCAUAGAUUUUCUUUUUAAUGUUAUUUUCCAUGUUGGGGAAGCGAAUUGACUUUAAAGAAAAAGUUUGUCAAAAGAUGCUAAGAUGGGAAAAUUUCACCACACUGAGGCAGAAAGGUGAAAAGUUACCAAUUUUCUGUGGUUUUUAUUCUUCAGAGAAUGAAAACCUGCAUCCCAUCACCCAAAGCUCUGUGCAAUAGAAACUUCUAGAGUGAUAGAUAGGGGCUCAAGGAGGUGUGUCACUCAGUAAUCAGAACUGUGAACAAUACUGGUUUCUCCAUGGGAAAAUGAUCACAUUAGGCUAGGAGCAAAACUGUUUUUGGUAUUGAAAGUACAUCCCUGACAGCGAUCAACAGAAACUGCUUCCUCACCACCACCACCAUGUCUGCUGUCUGUCGUUUGGCCUCCACAGGACAGUUCUUCACAAUUCCUUUCAA
Messenger RNA from Octodon degus (degu), 6214 nucleotides. It is a transcript of the gene Arid1b, whose product is annotated as AT-rich interaction domain 1B. Gene Ontology annotation, biological process: regulation of transcription by RNA polymerase II; chromatin remodeling; positive regulation of DNA-templated transcription. Gene Ontology annotation, molecular function: DNA binding; nucleosome binding. NCBI's taxonomy places the organism in Eukaryota, Metazoa, Chordata, Mammalia, Rodentia, Octodontidae. The transcript is spliced from 20 exons. The record is from RefSeq and is a predicted model, not a curated record. Gene Ontology annotation, cellular component: nBAF complex; brahma complex; SWI/SNF complex. The coding region runs from base 24 to 5492 and encodes 1822 amino acids.